Closterium sp. NIES-65 is the source of this 1722-nucleotide messenger RNA. NCBI's taxonomy places the organism in Eukaryota, Viridiplantae, Streptophyta, Zygnematophyceae, Desmidiales, Closteriaceae. The record is from the annotation of a GenBank genome assembly.
AUGCAUCAUAUGCCUCUUUCACUGCUCUCUGUCACACCCAUGAGACCUCCCUCCCCCAAGGUAACAGCAGUCCAUUCAUGCACGCAUAAACUUGCACUUCUGCACUCGUCACUCUCCCUUCACUCCACUCGUCUGCUUCUUUCCUCAUCCCUCACCACGUCUGUGCUCCCCCUUCACUCCCCCGUUUUCUCCACUUCCUCCUUCCUUCCUCGCUCUGUCCUGAUCUGCCCUCUCUUGUCCCAGCAGAUCGCUUACAUGGGAGUGGCAGUGGCGGGGGACACGGAGUGCACAGGCAGCAGCUGCUCUCCACCCAACCCACCCACAGCUAAGUAUUUCUUGCUGGUCGCUUACACGGGAGUGGCAGUGGUGGGGGACAUGGAGUGCACAGGCAGCAGCUGCUCUCCACCCAACCCACCCACAGCUAAGUACCCCGCCCUUCCUCUCUUCUUCCAACCCUCACACUCUGUUGCUUUUCGUGUGCUGCCCUCUGUCCCACCCAAGAGACCUGAGCCUCCCUUCAAGCUUGAGCCUCUGUUCUCUCCUUGCCGGUUUAGGGGAGGGGCGUGGGGGUCAACACCGCCACUCCUCCGCACCCCUCCCCUUGUGGCCAUGCAGGUGGCAGUGGUGGGAGCAGAGGGGGGCAGCACUCCACUCGGCUGGGAUGGGAUGGGAGAGAAUCGGGAUUGGGUCGUCUGGAACAAGGUGGAGGGGAGGGGCGUGCGGGUCAACACCGACGCUUCCCCACGCCCCUCCCUUGUGGCUGUGCAGGUUCCAUGGGGAUGGGAGGGCGGCAGCACUGCAACACACUGGAAUUGGCGCCAGGAGGGAGAGUUUGGGGAUGGGCUUGGCCUUGCAAGGUACGCCGCCUCCCUCCUUGGCUCACCGCUCUCUCCCUCUCCACUUCAUUCGCUGCUGCAGCUCUCCUCAGUUCUGUCAUUCUCAUAUUUGUUUCUUCUCGUAUUGGCAAGAGUGUUUCUAUUCAUGUCCACUCACCAGUUCCUCCGGCUACUCCUCUCCUGUCCCACUUCUCCCUUCUCAGCCCGCUACCAGGUUGAUCAGCAUCAAGGGAAGAACGCACACACCAGCAGCCGAGCAGCAGAACAGGAAGGCUGGGAGGAGGGCUGCCGGGGAAGGGAGUCACCUGGUGGUGCUUCACCUACCUUGUGCUCGCCUCCAGCUCUCACGCCAUCAGAUAAGUGGAGGGGAGGGGCGUGUGGGUCAACACCGACGCUUCCCCACGCUCCUCCCCUGUGGCCGAUGGGAGGGCAGCAGCACUGCAGCACUGCACCAGUCUCCCUCCUUGGCGCCACAAGGGGAGAGUAUGGGGAUGGGCUUGGCCUCACAAGGCCCGUGUUUCAAGCCACAGACCCCCCCACCCCUACUACUGGUAACCCCUCAGCCGAUUCUCCUUUAGUACCGCACAGUACACUCACUGUUGCUGUGUGUGUGCCUUGCAGGUGGUGGGGAGGGGUGUGGGGUCAACACCGCCACUCCUCUGCACCCCUCCCCUUGUGGCCAUGCAGGCUGAAGGUGGGGAGCACUGGAGUAAGAGUGGAAGAGUGGAGUCCACCCUCUCACUCACCUCCUCCUCUCUCCUUUUUCCCUUCCCUCCCAGCAGCACCCUGCCUGGCCUACAGAGGAGCCUCUCCCUCCCCUAACUUCCCCUUCUCUCUCCACUUCCCAGCAGCCUCAGCAUCAUGGCGCACUGCACGACUGAGGUAG